AGGUAAGGGUUAAAAAAAACUCUACUGAUAAUGAUAUGCUGUCACUUUUGCCUUUUGUCAUGAGCAUUUUUUUUGUAUAAUGGAACAUAGACAACACAGAUUUGAGCACCGGUAGUAUAGUGUAAAACAAAAGUAAAUCAUUGCGUCUGUUUUCAAAACAAAUAUACCAAAUCAUUUGUCCAACAUAUCCGAUCACUGACAAAAAAUUCGUGAGCUAUACACUGGUAGUUGGUACAAAUGAGAAAUGUUUCGAGCAGACAAAUCUAACAAAUUCGACUUGGGUGAGCUGAAGAGAAAACUUAAACGUAUUGCUGAUGGUAGCAUCUUGUCUUAUCGCCGGAUAUUUCUGCUUCUACUGGGAGUAUGUGUGUUUUUCUAUAUUUUGCCACCGGUUUUUCGCUAUCUGUUCAUGCGUACACCAGAGAUAAAGGAUCCACAUAUGCAGUGCAUGGACGACCGUUUAACUCCAUUUUUCCUGCAAAACUAUGAGUUCGAUUCCAAUAUACGUCACGUGCCACCCAUAUCCGGAGAACGUAAUUUUAUACCUUAUAUUGGUAAUGGAUAUAUUGGUAUGGAGGUCGCACAUGAUUCCUCCUUGAAUAUAAAAUCGGGCCGAUCAAUGCAAUUGCCAAUGCAAUUCCAUCCAGUUGUCUCGGUAGCACAAAGAAACGAAGCUGGACGAGAGGCAACGGUAGUUGAGUACUUGUCUGGUACAGUGCACAGAUUUCAAUGCUUCUCAAAUUAUUUUGUCGCCUAUAAUUACUACGCACACCGUACGCACCCGAGCAUCUUAAUGCAGGAAAUUAAAAUAACCAAUACCCGAAACACCAUAGAGGAGGUGGAACUGAUUUUCCCCCGUAGUUACUUUCAGUCACCAACCUCACAUACAAUUAAAUUAGGUUCGUCAACUCAAUCGUCUGUACUGAAAGAUUUUGACGUUACCACGGGAAGUAUUUUAGUAAAAGCGGACGAUCCCACUCGCGUCAUUGUAGUGAGUGUUGUCAAACCACAAAUGAGUCGCAUCGUUCAGCUGAAGAAACGUGGCGCUAUCACCAUAAUAUUUCCAAUCUCAGUACAUUAUUCACAACCUAUAACGCUUGACAAGUUGGAGGGAACCCAACAAGAUGUAGAAAAUAAAGCUGUACAAGCUAUGACAAAAGUUUUGCAGAAAUUACAAAACAAACCCGAUGCACAACCAAAUGCACAUACAUUUCGCCAAGAGCACGUUAACGUUUGGUCUGAUUUGUGGGCUACCGGUUUCAGUAUUAGUACAUCUAAAGCAGAGAACAGUUUAAAUGGUGAUCGCAUUAAUGCUUCCAUGUAUGCAGUUUUAUCCCAAACACGCAGUUAUGAAUAUGAAGAGUUUGCUUCAUUAAAAUCGCCUAGCAAACAGGAAAUUGCUAAGGCAUUAACAUAUGCCGAAGGUUGUUAUGAUUCGUACUAUACCUUGCAAGCCGAGAAUCUUUGGUUGACCGCUGACACUUUGGAAAAACUCAAUAAUUUAGUAUCAUCAUGGAUGGUUACUUUAGAAAAGCAGGGUUGUCACAAUCUUAUUCGUGCUGGCGCUUCAGGAGUAAUACAAGCUAUGGUUUUAAGCUUUGGCAGUUUUCGUUUCAGCAAUCAACAUUUGGAGUGUAACAUGCAUCCCAAGUAUCUCCAUCGGGACUUUCUCUUUCGUCGUCUGAACUAUGGCAAUAAAACACAUCUUAAUGUAUCGAUCACAGUUACCGAAGAUAAUAAAGCGGUUAUUAAUGUGGCGCUUGAUCGCUCAGAUCGUAGUUAUUACGCUUGUGAUGGCGGGUGCUUGGAUGAACCAGUUUUACUAACUCAAAGCCGUCGCCAGUUCCCGGUCAAAUUAACCGAGCCUCUGACAGCAAUUUUAUAUAUUACAGAGGAUAAACAACACAUGGAAGAGCUUCAUAAGGCUAUACAUGUUAGAGAAGUAGUUGAAGCUCCUGCGCACGAACAGCACUUAAUCGCGCUUCAUAGGCACGGCCAUCAAUUAGGUGGUUUGCCUACACUCUUCUGGGUAUCAGUGUGUGCAAUAAUUAUAGUAUUUCAUGCGUUCCUGUGUAAAUUAAUUAUUAAGGAAUAUUGCGAGCCAUCGGAAAAGUUGAGAUAUCGAUAUAAUAAACCAUGACUAUGAAAAAUACAAGUAUGUUGUGUGUAUAUUUACGAUUGUAGUUAAAUUUAAGAUUAUUUGAGCUUAUGAUGAUAGCUAGAUCAAUGUUUUAAUUUGUUUGAAUUGCUCGCUGCGCUUUGCAUUACUCUUAUGCAAAUACAUAUCUAUGUAUAUUUUUAUGUAUUGUAUAUUUUGUUUUGAUAAAAAGCAUGCAGAUGAAAUUUGAAACUUUAGUAAUUAUGUGUCUGAACUUAUACUAAUGAAAUAAAUAUAUUAUGAUCGUGCUACCUAGAUAUUUUAGUAUACUAGUUUUAAGGUGCAUGGUAUGUUCGUAAGGAAACGUUAAGAAAUGUAUAUGUUAUAUUAGAACAGUAUUCAUAUACGCAAAAUGAUGUAAUAAGUUCUUAGUCGGCAUUCAAAUUAUGUGUUUGUUGAGCGAGCAAGACAAUAAAAUUAAUAAUGGAUGUAGACAUGAAAAGUUUUAAUGAUUCAAUGAGAUAAGGUCGAAUCGACGUCAUUUAUAGGCAUAAUAAAUUUGUAAAUUAAAUGAUUUAUCGCAAAAGUUUAGUUAGUAUAACUUCUUUUAUUAACAAAAUUUAUGUAUUAUAAAAAUCAUAACAAUAUUUAAUAAAUAAAUAAUAAUAUUUACAUGUAAAAAUGGCUAA
Molecule: messenger RNA, 2787 nt
Organism: Anastrepha obliqua
Lineage: Eukaryota; Metazoa; Arthropoda; Insecta; Diptera; Tephritidae
Exons: 7
Coding region: 245-2140 (631 amino acids)
Source: RefSeq, a predicted model, not a curated record